CUUAUGGGUAGACUAGAUGUAUAUCAAAUUACUAUCUUAAUGCAGCACGUUGCUGCAUGGGUUGUGCACACAAAUAUUAUAUAAAUAUUGCAACAAAAUGCAUUUUUCAUUUGGUGCAAUAUAACAUUUUGGAGUAUUUUCACGCUAGAUGAAGAAAUGCGUCUACCAAUCCUAUUCUUCGCCAUUUAUGGCUUAGUUACUUCAGUGUACAGUUUUCCGAAUUCACAACAACACAGAUAUUUGCCAGACAUAGACCUGAAACGUGUUCUAGAGAUCCUUCAAGAAAUAAAAGAAGCGGGCGAGACGGGCAAUGAUGACGAACAAUCACAGAGAGGUAACCUCAGAGAAGCGGGUGAAGAUGGUGAUAAUGGUCCCGAUCCGUACAUUAAAAAAGAGAUAGAGUAUCUAAAUCUUGCCAGGCGUAUUGCUGAUCAAUAUAUUGCCGAACAGAGACGUGAACAUGAAGAUUCUGACCAUACUGGUUCGAGGUCUACAAAUGAUGCUUUACGGGCAUUUAACCGACCUAGCAAAAGAACGCGGAUGCUUGCGGAGCAAAAUGAAAGAGAAUAUGCAGAGCGCGUGGCACUACAUUUUCUUACUGGGGCUUCGGACAAUCUACGGAGCCUUGCAGAUAUAGACCUAACCGCCUUUAAAGCUGCAAAAGAUCCUACGUGCAAUCAAGUUGUUGAUUGUUCAAAGGAAAGUAACUUUGUUGAUGGUAAAGAAUUUAGAACCAUUGACGGGUCAUGUAACAACAAGGAACACUUCUCUUGGGGUUUCGCAGGGGCCCAGCAUAUAAGGCUACCUGAAAAUAACGCAUAUCAAGACGGUAAAUCUAAAAUUCGAUCAAAAAGCGUUAAAGGCGGGAAUUUACCGUCUGCUCGUAGAGUGAGUAACGCUGUUCACAGUACACCAACACCGAAAGGGGACAACACUCAUGAUAUUUCGAUAGCUUUAUUUUACUUCUUGCAGUUCAUUGAUCAUGACCUUGCCAAAACCCCAGAAGGACAUGUACGGAAUAGGAAAGAGUGUUGCAAGAAGCCUGACAAGACUAGGUAAGUUUACAAAUUUUAUAUAUAAAAUAA
Ruditapes philippinarum (Manila clam) is the source of this 1085-nucleotide messenger RNA. Its product is annotated as myeloperoxidase-like. Gene Ontology annotation, biological process: response to oxidative stress. Gene Ontology annotation, molecular function: peroxidase activity; heme binding. The transcript has 6 exons. The coding region runs from base 157 to 1059 and encodes 300 amino acids. The record is from RefSeq and is a predicted model, not a curated record. Lineage: Eukaryota; Metazoa; Mollusca; Bivalvia; Venerida; Veneridae.